AUGUCUGCAGGAGAAUCAAAAUACUACAAGGAAGCAUUAGCGGAGUAUCAGGAUAUGGAUAAAGAAGAUCCUGAUGCCUGGGACAAGAGAAUAUCGAACACAGGCUGUUACGUAGAGAAUCUAGCUUUACAACUUUGCCAUGCAGAGACUAAUGAUUGGAGACAGUGUCUUGGUGAAAUGAAACUGUUCAAAGAUUGUUGGCAAUCCAAGGGUAAUGACCAGAGAGUGGGGACAGUCGAUGCAAAAGAACAUUGA
Kluyveromyces lactis is the source of this 255-nucleotide messenger RNA. It is a transcript of the gene COA4, whose product is annotated as Coa4p. Lineage: Eukaryota; Fungi; Ascomycota; Saccharomycetes; Saccharomycetales; Saccharomycetaceae. The transcript has a single exon. The coding region runs from base 1 to 255 and encodes 84 amino acids. The record is from RefSeq and is a predicted model, not a curated record. Gene Ontology annotation, biological process: mitochondrial respiratory chain complex IV assembly. Gene Ontology annotation, cellular component: mitochondrial intermembrane space.